UGUGCUUAUCCGUUUCUUUUAUUCGUUCUUCGCAUCUCUCUCUCACAUUCACUUCCAAGUCCAAGAGUACACUUACAGAACUCGAACCAUGUCAUCAAUGGCGUCGAUAAUUCGCCGAAAACUUCACCACAAAUCUUUUAUUUUUCAACAAAGAUUGUUCUCUGCAUCACCAGAGAACAAGAAGACUCAAAGGAUUGAGAAGAUUUUGAUAGCCAACAGAGGCGAAAUAGCGUGUCGAAUCAUGAGGACUGCAAAAAGAUUAGGGAUUCGAACCGUCGCGGUGUACAGCGACGCCGAUAGGGACAGUCUCCACGUGAAAUCCGCCGACGAAGCCAUUCGAAUUGGUCCCCCACCGGCUCGGAUGAGUUAUCUCAAGGCUUCGUCGAUCAUCGAAGCUGCAGUUCGGACUGGCGCACAGGCUAUCCACCCGGGCUAUGGUUUCUUAUCAGAAAGUGCUGAGUUUGCUCAACUUUGUGAAGAUGAGGGUUUUACCUUUAUUGGACCUCCUGCAUCUGCAAUACGGGACAUGGGUGAUAAAAGUGCAUCAAAGAGAAUAAUGGGAGCAGCAGGAGUACCACUUGUGCCUGGAUAUCAUGGUGAGGAACAAGAUAUUGACCUUAUGAAGUCAGAAGCAGACAAGAUUGGAUAUCCUAUUUUGAUAAAGCCCACACAUGGAGGUGGAGGAAAGGGCAUGAGAAUUGUGCAAGGUCCAAAUGAAUUUGUUGACUCUUUUUUGGGUGCACAACGUGAGGCUGCUGCUUCUUUUGGCACAGAUACAAUAUUGCUAGAAAAGUAUAUCACACAGCCAAGGCACAUAGAAGUCCAGAUAUUUGGGGACAAACACGGCAAUGUCAUACAUUUAUAUGAGAGAGAUUGCAGCGUGCAGAGAAGACACCAGAAGAUUAUUGAAGAAGCCCCCGCUCCUAAUGUCAUUAAUGACUUCCGCUCCCACUUGGGUCAAGCUGCCGUAUCUGCAGCAAAGGCUGUUGGUUAUUACAAUGCUGGCACUGUGGAGUUCAUAGUUGAUACUCUCUCGGGACAGUUCUAUUUCAUGGAGAUGAACACCCGUCUUCAGGUUGAGCAUCCCGUGACAGAGAUGAUUGUUGGUCAAGAUCUUGUAGAGUGGCAAAUACGUGUUGCAAAUGGAGAAUCUCUUCCCAUGAGUCAAUCACAGGUGCCCUUAUCAGGUCAUGCUUUUGAAGCCCGAAUAUAUGCUGAAAAUGUUCCAAAAGGAUUCCUUCCAGCAACUGGAACUCUCCAUCAUUACCAUCCUGUUCCAGUCUCGUCAACAGUUCGUGUUGAGACUGGAGUUGAACAAGGGGACACUGUGAGCAUGCAUUAUGAUCCCAUGAUUGCUAAGCUUGUAGUAUGGGGAGAAAAUCGAGCUGCAGCAUUAGUUAAAUUGAAGGACUGCUUAUCAAAGUUUCAGGUUGCAGGUUUGCCAACCAAUGUAAAUUUUCUCCUCAAACUUGCAAACCAUCGGGCCUUUGAAAAUGGCGAAGUUGAAACUCAUUUUAUUGAGAACUACAAAGAUGAAUUAUUUGUUGAUCGGAGUAAUUCAUCAUCAGCACAAGAAGCAUAUGAUUCUGCUAAACUUGGUGCAUUCCUGGUAGCUGCAUGUGUUUGUGAGAAGGAACAUGCAUCUUUGAAGGGCCGUCCCUGUGGGGGGCUUUCUAUUUGGUAUGUUUAUCCCCCUUUUAGAGUUCAUCAUCGUGCUAGGCGUACAAUGGAAUUUGAGUUGGACAACGGAUAUGAUAAAAGUGGUUCAUGUCUUAUUCCACUUUCGGUCACUUAUCAGCCAGAUGGGAACUAUUUCAUCGAGACAGGAGAAAGCAGUUCCCCUGGUUUGGAAGCCAAAGUAUCACAUUUAGGCAACCAGGAUUUUAGAGUUGAAGCUAAUGGUGUGAGCAUGGAUGCUAGUCUAGCUGUUUAUUCCAAGGACCAAACUGAGCACCUUCAUAUAUGGCAUGGUUCCCACCAUCAUCACUUCAAACGUAAACUGGGUCUUGAACUGUCUUAUGAUGAUGAGACCCAAGACAAUCCUGCAUUCGAGACAGCAAAUCACCCUCCAGGGACUGUGGUGACUCCCAUGGCUGGUUUAGUGGUCAAAGUUCUGGUGAAGGAUGGAACAAAGGUCAAUGAAGGACAACCUGUGAUAGUCUUAGAAGCAAUGAAGAUGGAGCAUGUUGUGAAGGCACCAACUGCUGGGUAUGUCUGCGGGCUUCAAGUCACCGUUGGCCAACAGGUUUCUGAUAGUAGCAUUCUCUUCAGAAAGUCUGAUAGCCUUGAAGGAGACAGUGGGCCUGACAAGUCCAGUACCCAGGAGAAGGGUGGUUUGGAAUCAAACAAGUUGAAGGAUGUAGGAAGUUUUAGUAACAAGGAUAUGUUUUUCAGGGCAGAUAAGAUUGAUUUCAAGAGUUGGGAUAUACAGUUGGAGAAGCACUUGAGUCGGGUUUAUUCGAGGGACACCGGAACCCGAUUGAAGAGGGAAGAAUGGGAGAUUGAUUUGGCAAAAUUGGACAUAAGAAAUGUUAUAGCUAAUGGGGCCUAUGGUACGGUGUACAAAGGUGUUUAUGAUGGCCAAGAUGUAGCAGUGAAGGUAUUGGAUUGGGGGGAGGAUGGAAUUGCCACAGCUGCUGAGACUGCUAAUCUCCGGUCAUCUUUUCGGCAAGAGGUUGCUGUUUGGCAUAAGCUUGACCAUCCUAAUGUUACAAAGUUUGUUGGCGCUUCAAUGGGAACAUCAAAUCUUAAGCUACCUUCACACGGCACUUCAAAUGAUGUUCUCAAUUCUCACCCUUCGAGAGCUUGUUGUGUGGUGGUUGAGUACCUUCCAGGCGGGACGCUAAAGAAAUACUUAAUUAGGAAUUCAAGGAAGAAACUUGCCUUUAGGAUUGUGAUUCAACUGGCUCUGGACCUCUCUAGAGGUAUGAGCUAUCUUCACUCCCAGAAGAUUGUACAUCGUGAUGUUAAAACUGAAAAUAUGUUGCUGGAUUCUCAUCGAACUCUGAAAAUUGCUGAUUUUGGUGUUGCUCGAGUCGAAGCUCAAAAUCCAAGGGACAUGACUGGGGAAACUGGUACACUUGGGUACAUGGCCCCAGAGGUCCUCGAUGGUAAACCUUACAAUAGGAAAUGCGACGUCUACAGUUUUGGCAUAUGCUUGUGGGAAAUCUACUGCUGUGACAUGCCUUAUCCUGAUCUUAGCUUUGCUGAAGUAUCUUCUGCAGUUGUUAGACAGAACUUACGACCAGAAAUGCCCAGAUGUUGCCCAGGUUCACUGGCAAGCAUCAUGCGAAAAUGUUGGGAUGGAAACCCUGACAAACGCCCAGAGAUGGAUGAGGUUGUGAAGUUGUUAGAAGCAAUAGAUACGAGCAAGGGAGGUGGCAUGAUACCAGAAGACCAGUCUCAUGGAUGUUUCUGUUUCAGCACAGCUCGUGGUCCCUGAUCUUUUUUCCCUAUAUAUUUCAUUUCUGUUGACAAAGAUGUCAUAAAGCAUCAUUGCAAGUACAGAUCGUUUUGGAACAAAUUUAUACUCAUAUGAAGUUUCUGUGUGGCAUAAAUGAUUGAAAUUUUUACUCA
Cornus florida is the source of this 3576-nucleotide messenger RNA. Its product is annotated as methylcrotonoyl-CoA carboxylase subunit alpha, mitochondrial. Gene Ontology annotation, biological process: protein phosphorylation. Bases 89 to 3442 code for a protein of 1117 amino acids. The record is from RefSeq and is a predicted model, not a curated record. The transcript is spliced from 21 exons. Gene Ontology annotation, molecular function: metal ion binding; ATP binding; protein kinase activity. Gene Ontology annotation, cellular component: mitochondrion. Lineage: Eukaryota; Viridiplantae; Streptophyta; Magnoliopsida; Cornales; Cornaceae.